AUGUUUCUCCGCAGCGCCAUUGAGAAGAUCCUCGCCGACAAGGACAUCAAGAAGAAGGACAAUUUGCAGCUGAAAAAGGCGUGCGAGACGGCCCUCGAAGAGCUCAACAAUGAAUCGAAAACGGAUCGGGUGCCGAAUGCUGCCGAUGUCCUCCCCGAUCGCGAAAUUUUCGAAGCCGACCGUUACUUCUUACCAUUCGAACUGGCGUGCAGGUCGAAGAGUCCACGGAUCGUCACCAACGCGUUGGACUGUUUACAGAAAUUGAUCGCCUACGGCCAUCUCACGGGGCGGCGCGUCGAUUCGGCGAACCCCGAGCGGCUGCUCAUCGACCGGAUAAUCGAGGCGAUUUGCGAUUCGUUCAACGGGCCCGGCACCGACGAGACGGUGUUGCUACAAAUUAUUAAGGCAAUCCUCGCUGCCGUCCUCUCGCAACAAUGUGAGGUGCACGAGGCCUCGCUCCUGCUCGCCGUCCGCACCUGUUUCACCAUCUACCUCGCCACGCGAAGCCCGAUCAACGGUGCGACGGCCAAGGGAACCCUGACGCAGAUAAUCAACACCGUCUUUGGCCAAAUGGAGAAGCACGGCGCCGAAAAGGACGACAAAUCGGUGGUCCGUGAGGUCGUUGACGGGCUGGUCGGGCAAGUGGUGGCUGAGCAGGAGGCUGACGAUGCUGCCGUUGACGCGAAAUCCCGUGCCGGUGCCUCGACAUGUGGCGAUAGCGAAAGUGGCACGAACCAAAGCCUGAUCCCAUCCGAAGACAGCUUCCCGAACGUAUAUCAAAAAGACGCCUACCUCGUCUUCCGUGCCAUGUGCUUCCUCGCCCAAAAGGACGAGGGCGACGUCGGCGACAAGGGCAACACCUUCCUGCGAUCGAAAGUGCUGGCGCUGGAGCUGCUGCUGCUGGUGCUCCAAAACUCCUCCGAGGCCAUCCGCCAAUGUCCGCCCUUUCUGCUGCUGAUCAAGAAGACGCUGUGCCUGGCGCUGACCAAGAACGCCGUCUCUCCGGUCGUCCAGGUGUUCGAGAAGUCGCUAGCGAUCUUCGUGCAGCUCGUCGACAAGUUCAAGGGUCACCUAAAGCUUCAGAUUGAGGUGUUUUUCAAAGAGAUCAUCAUCACAAUGCUCGAAUCGAGCACGUGCAGCUUUGAGCAGAAGUGGAUAGUGCUGAACACGAUCGACAAAAUCAUGGAAAAUCCGCAAUCAAUCGUGGACAUGUACGUGAAUUACGACUGCGACAUGACGGCGGCCAAUGUUUUCGAGAAUUUGGUGAAUGUUGUGAGCAGAACGAGCCGGACCACGGUAUCUGAGCAUUCUCACCCGGACCAGCGGAAGCGCGAACAGGCCUUCCGACUACUCGGCCUCAAGUGCCUGGUGAUGCUGCUACGCUGCCAAGUCGAAUGGUUCGAGGGAAUCACGCCGGACCUUAAGGAAAAACUCGAGAAAGUGAACGGCGAAAGCGAGACGACCAGCGACGAGCAGUCCUCGUGCCCGGCGUUGAACGCCUUCGAGCACACGAAGCAAAAGAAGGACCUGAUCGAGCAGGGCAUCCUGAUGUUCGCCAGAAAGCCGAAGCUCGGCCUGCAGUUCCUGCAGGAGAAGGGAUUCCUCGGCACCGAGCCCAUCGACAUUGCCCUCUUCAUGAUACAAGAGGAGCGGCUGGACAAGACGGUCGUCGGCGACUAUUUGGGCGAUCCGGAUGAGUUCAACAAGAAGGUCAUGUACGCCUACAUCGACGACUUUGACUUUUCGGAGAAGUGGUUCGUCGACGCGCUGCGGAUGUUCCUGGAAAAGUUCCGACUCCCCGGCGAGGCGCAGAAAAUCGACCGACUGAUGGAGAAGUUCGCCUCCCGGUACUGCGAGUGCAAUCCAAGCUUUCCCCACUUUGCCUCCGCCGACACGGCCUACGUCGUCGCCUAUUCGAUCAUCAUGCUCACCACGGAUUUGCACAGUCAUCAGGUAAAAGCGGCCAACAAGAUGUCGAAGGAGGCCUACGUCAGGCAAUGUCGCGGCAUCAACAAUGGCGGUGACCUUCCCGCUGAAUUUCUGGAGCGCAUCUACGACGACAUCCUGAACAACGAGAUCAAGAUGAAGGCCGGGGCGGCGAAGCUGCUCAAGUCGCAGCAGAACACGUUUGGCGGUGGGGCGAGCACGGACGCGCAGCGGAAAGCCAUGGCCGACGUGGAGAUGGCGGCGAUGAAGGAGACGGCACGGGCGCUGAUGGAGAGCGUGUGGAACGCCGACGCCAACUUCACCCCGGCCAGCCACCAGCACCACGUGCGCCCAAUGUUCAAGAUCUGUUGGACGCCCUGCUUGGCCGCCUUCUCGAUGGGUUUGCAGAGCUCGGAGGACCACGACGAAUGGAUGCUCUGCCUCACCGGCUUCCGCCUCGGCAUCCGGGCCGCCUGCCUGCUGCGGAUGAACACCGAGCGCGACUCGUACAUCAAGGCCAUCUCCCGCUUCACGCUGCUCACCAGCAACAAGCAGCUGAUGGAGAUGCGCGAGAAGAACAUCGAGGCUAUCAAGUUGCUGCUGCUGAUCGGGGACGAGGAUGGAGACUAUCUCGAGGACAACUGGGUCGAUGUGUUACGCUGCCUCUCCCAACUCGAGUUGGCGCAGCUGAUCGGCGGCGGGCUGCGGCAAAAUGGUGGCGACAUUGAGAGCAGCGCGCAUUAUGUCAUCAAAAAUACCGGCACCAUUGACCAACGAACGCUGGCCGCACUUCAAGAAGCUCUCGGCGAGACGAGCUCACAAGCUGUCGUCGUGGCUGUCGAUAGGAUAUUCCACGGCUCCUCGAAGCUGUCCCCGGACGCGAUCGUCGCCUUCGUGCGAGCCCUCUGCGCCGUGUCGAAGGAAGAGCUCGGACUGUCCGGCAGCCCGCGCAUGUACUUGUUGCGGAUGCUCGUCGACGUCGCCUUCUACAACAUGAAUCGGAUCCGGUUGCAUUGGACUCGCAUCUGGGCGGUGAUGAGCGAGCACUUCAGCACGGCCGGCUGCAACCAAAACGAGGCGAUCGCUUCGUUUGCCGUCGAUGCGAUCCGCCAGCUGGCCAUCAAGUUCUUGGAGCGGGGCGAGCUGCCCAAUUUCCGCUUCCAGCACGAGUUCUUCAAGCCGUUCGAGACGAUCAGCCAGAAGACGCGUAGCGCGCAGACCAAGGACCUUGUCGUCUCCUGCUGCGCGCACAUUGUCGAGGCGCACGCACCGCGGAUCAAGUCUGGAUGGAAGCCGCUUUUUCAGACAUGGAACCACGUGGCUGCCGACAACUACCCCGACAUUGCCGAACGCGCAUUCCUCGACGUCAAGAAGGUCAUCGAGAAUCAUUUUGCGACAGACUUCCUUUCGGCCCUCGACGCCUUCCAGGAGAUGGUCAAGUGCCUGUCGGACUUUGCGUGCAACUCCUGCCUCAACCAAGACAUCAACAUGGAGGCCAUCCACCUCAUCCGGAUCCUCGCCAGCUACGUGUCGCAAAACGGGGACGCCAUCGUCGACGCACCCUACGAGGAAAAGUUUGCGAUGGCGGGCCGGGAUCGCAUCUGGCUGCGCGGGUAUUUCCCGGCCCUCUUCGAGCUCAGCUGCAUCAUCAAGCGCUCGUCGCUGGAUCUGCGGACGCGCAGCCUCACCGUCAUGUUCGACAUCAUCCGCUCGCACGGCGCCGAGUUCCAGGAACAAUGGUGGACGGAGGUGCUGAAGAUCAUCUUCACGAUAUUCGACCCGACCAAGUUUGACGACUCGAAUGCCGAUAAACGCGAAUGGGUGACGACCACCUGCAACCACGCGCUGCUCUCCGUCGUCGAUGUCUUCUACCAGUACUUUGACGUGCUGGCACCGACGGCGAUGCCCAUCAUCUACGACAAGUUUGCCGCCUGCAUCCAUCAAGACAACGAAAACCUGGCCCGGACGACGGUGAACUGCUUGGAGGACUUGGUGAAGCGCAACGGCACCCGGUUCACGCCCGACAUGUGGGAGCGGACGGUAAAGCUGAUCGCCAGCUUGUUCCAGAAUACCCUGCCCGAAGAACUUCUUUCCUGGGAUGAGGGACGCCCGUCGACCAGCUCGAUGACCGAGAUGAUGCAGCAGGUCAACAUCAACGGGCACGUGUCGCCGGCCAAAAGCCAAGCCAGCGAUCACUUGAUCUCGGCGGUGCUCGUGCAUUGCGUCGUCCAGUCCGAGCUCGUCGACGCCGUCACCUCGAUCGUGCUGGGAACGACGCGGAACCAGUCGGAGCCCGGCCACAGUCCACUAGCGACAAGCCCACCCAACGGCAUCCACGAGGGUCUGUUCGACACGAUGCGGCCGCAGCACUUGCUCGUCAUCUGCGAUGCGCUCGCCGACAGCCAACGUUUAGCCCGGCACUUUAACGAGAAGAAUGCUCAACGAACGCUGCUCUGGAAAGCCGGACUGCGCGGCACGACCAAGCCCAAUCUGAUGCGGCAGGAAACCCAUGCAUUGAGAGCGAUGCUGGCGAUUCUUCUUCGACUACUUGGCGAUCGGCGAUCAGCCGAAAUCCGCGAGCAAGUCGGGCAAAGUGUAUUGAGGGCGGUCAACGAGGCGCUGGCCGGCUACAACGAGUCGAUCAACGACGAGAAGCGCCGCGCCGCCUACACGCCCGUCGUCUGCGAGCUGCUCACCGAGGUGCUGCGUCUGCCCACCGAAUGGCUGCACGCGCUCGGCGAGGCGUUCCCGGAGCGGCUUUGCGAUUUAGUGCAGUGCGCCGAGGGCGAGCAGCUGCGCUCGCUGCUGGCCCAAGCGUUGCGGCGGUUCCUGCGUGAGGCCAAGGCGUCGACAAAUGGUGCCCCGGUCGCUACACAGAAGUCCGCGUCGACCCUCUCGACGGGCCCGAACACAACAAGCAUGCGCACGGCCUCGACGCUGUCGUUCGUCGCGCGCAGCCCGUACGUGGAGACGACGUCCGUCGACGAGAGCGACGCCGAUUUGGAGCGGCGCGAGAUGCGGGUCUUCGACGGGGAGUCGUCGAUG
Mesorhabditis spiculigera is the source of this 4971-nucleotide messenger RNA. The record is from the annotation of a GenBank genome assembly. Lineage: Eukaryota; Metazoa; Nematoda; Chromadorea; Rhabditida; Rhabditidae.